ACGCGUAAUGAAGAGGGGAUCGGAGGGAGUUUGGAGGAGGAGGGGUCUCGAGCGUGAAAGAGCCGGAGGGACAAAGACAUGCAGCAUGCAACAGGACUCCGAGAGCAGAAAACACACUUCAGACAACACGCAAAACCUAAAAACAGGAGGAUUAUUUCACGAAAACCAAUGCGCAACCGGAUAGCAGCAGAUUGAACCGAUCACACGGAGAACAUCUGAACUUUCAGCCUCGUUGUGGAGUAAACGCAGACAAACAUGGUAUGCUUUCACGUUGCAUUCCAACUGAAGUGCACGAGAUUGAUGCAAGCAUGCACCUAAUCUGAGUUCGCAUGCAAUAUGGAGAGCAGCAUCGUUCCCGUCGCGUUCCUCUCGUUUGUGAUGAUGCUGGAGGCGCAGAUGGUUUGCUGGCACGCGCUGAUGCGAUGUCAUGAAGAGCGUGAUUGUGAGCUCGCAUAUAACCAGUAUUUGACGGCAUGCGAUGGGAUCAUCCGAGGAAGCAGACGCCAGUGUCCAAGCCACUGCAUCAGCGCGCUCAUCCGCCUCAACCAGACCACAGACGGCCCGUUACUAGAGACCUGUGACUGCGGGACCGACCCCGAGUGUCUGCGGGCCAAGCGCGCCGUGGAGCCCUGUCUGCCGCGGACACAUCCGGGUGAUGCCGAGGGGAUCGGAUGCACCGAAGCGCGCCAGCGGUGUGAAGACGAGCCCAGCUGUCACUCAUCUCUCACCGCGUAUCUGUCCCACUGCGGACAGCUGUUUAACGGGAGGAAGUGUUCGUCCCGGUGCAGAUCCACCAUCGAGGAGCUGCUGUUGAAGCCCAGUGGUGUGCUGCUCAAUCAGUGCGUGUGUGACGGGCUGGAGAGGCCGUUCUGUGAGGUGGUCAAACAGAAUAUGGUCAAACUGUGUUCGACACAAGACAACAGCGUCUCCAUUGACCACGAUGGCACAGACGAUGCAUACGAGGACGAGGAUUACGAGGCGAGACCGACUUAUGCUGACGCGGUGAUGUCGGGUUCGAGUCCUUUAACUCGUUCUCAACACUUAGUUCUGCUGUGCAUUGCAUUCGCUCUGGCGUUCACACUUUAACGUGUGUGACUGCUGAACGUUUAGUGCUCGUCAUCAGCUGUUCUGAUUCCAGACUCUGUGUUGUUU
Molecule: messenger RNA, 1152 nt
Organism: Carassius carassius (crucian carp)
Lineage: Eukaryota; Metazoa; Chordata; Actinopteri; Cypriniformes; Cyprinidae
Product: growth arrest-specific protein 1-like
Exons: 1
Coding region: 337-1086 (249 amino acids)
Biological process (GO): regulation of cell cycle
Source: RefSeq, a predicted model, not a curated record